Venturia canescens is the source of this 19502-nucleotide messenger RNA. RefSeq names its product IGF-II mRNA-binding protein (gene Imp). The transcript has 7 exons. Gene Ontology annotation, biological process: regulation of gene expression; nervous system development. The coding region runs from base 3127 to 4950 and encodes 607 amino acids. Gene Ontology annotation, molecular function: mRNA 3'-UTR binding. The record is from RefSeq and is a predicted model, not a curated record. Lineage: Eukaryota; Metazoa; Arthropoda; Insecta; Hymenoptera; Ichneumonidae. Gene Ontology annotation, cellular component: nucleus; cytosol; cytoplasm.
CUUUCUCGCAUAGAUAUCCCGGGGCCCACGAAUUUCGCCACGGCGCGACGCGCAAUAAAUAUACUUAUAUUUAUAUACAUAUAUAAAUAAAUAUAAAGAUAUAUAGAUGUAAAGAGAGUAUUUAUAAACCAUACACUACCGUGGCCAGUCUUCUUCACGUUGUUAUCGCUAUUGCUAUUAAUUUAUGCUUAUUUCUGUAUUUUAUUUUUUUCCUUUUUUGAUCAAUGUUAUUGUGAUAAUUGUCACACGAUUAGGGAAGCACGCUGUCCGUGUCUGAUUCAACGGCACACAGCGCGAGACAACUUUCGCUUUGUCCCCCUCAGCGAAACUCUAUCGUUUACGUCAAGGAAUUUCGUUAUGCGAUUUGAUUCUCGAGCGCUGAAGACACUUCGUCAUAUACGAAGAACGCUGCAUCCGAGAAGAUAAAAGCACGAACUGCGACUCUAUUCGAGCGGGUUAAUCAGCCGGGGAGGUGGAGCAAGUUUGAAAGGUUAAGCGCCGCUCCGAACACUUGAACGUGCUCGUACAUCCUGCACUGAUAAGGACAACCGCACGUGUGCCAAACCAUAUCGCGACGUCAUCACGAGCCGCCUCGCACUGAAAAUACAGGAAAAAACAAGCAACAGCUAAGCUUUGGUUACCACCUACGUGUCUUCGCUGAUACGUUUGUCGAAUUGAAGAGAGGAUUGGAAACUCCUGAAGAAGAAUUUGGUAAUCGUGGCAGACAAAGUUACGUUUCGUAAAAGUCUCGGCUACUGCUUUCGAAAUUUGCUCCACACACCCUUGUGUCGGAAGCUGUUGUUUGUGGAGAAAAAGAAAACGGUGACGCGACCUCGCUGGUGCAGUUUCCUCGUACACGGUGCGUGAUCGGUGAAAUUAAUUUUAAAAAACACGCCGGAAUCGCCCGGAAAUAUCGACGGAAUUUAUCUCACAACGAAAAAUACAUUUUUCGUUGAAAAAGACGCGUAUAAUAAUUGUGAAAAAUUGAUUUAAUGGACAAAAUACGCCACGUUUUUGACCCACCUGUAUAUCGCUCAGGGACAUCUCCCGUAUCGCGAGAAUCGUACCCACCUCCCUCCCAACCCCUUCUUCCAAAUUCAAACCACGUGUCAAUCCUGUUUGCCCGCGAUUUUUCGACAAUAUAAACCACGAAUUCCCGCAAAGUGAUAGUCACGCGUACCGGCAACGACCCACCGAACGUCUAAUACCAUUUCAACGCACAUACGUAGACUCUCGCACAUAGAGGGAAAGACGAGUGUGUCUAUCUGUAGCCCGGAGACUCAUCUAGCCGAAACCAACCGAAAAAGAGAGAAAGAGAGAAAGAGCAACGAGCUAUCUCUUUCUCGCUCUUCUCGCCGAGGCCUUCCCCCGGCUCGUCUAACCUCGGGACUUUAGUCGACCGUCAACCCAGCAGCUUCAUAGUCGCGCUCCGUGUGGCUCGCACCAUCUAAACUCAAACCACCACCGUUCAUCACCAUCAUCAUAAUCAUCAUCAACAAUAAUAACAAAUCCCCUCUCAACCGGCAUAAAUUAUUUUUUUUUUAAAUUCUCCAUCAACGGUGUCAGCCCUGGCAGAGUUAUUACAUUUUCAAUUUGCCAUUCCCAUCUGAGACCUUUUAUUACGGCCAGUACUCGCUAAUACACCAGAUCCGCGCGAGAAACGUUUCAUCGUAAACUCUUCGGGCCUUUUGACCUCUUUUCCUUUGGUGAUAAAAUUCAAACCCGGAAACGAGUAACGAUUUAAGGUGAACAAACCGAAUAAGAACAUCAGGAUUAAUAAAAAUUAAACUGGAUUAUUAAUUGAGUAUUGAAACAGUGCGGUGAUAGCAGUGGAAAAAGUUUGAUUUUAUUAAAGAGUUAAUUCUUCGAGUGGAAUAUCACAACGCGUACAUUAUUUUCGACGUCAUAAUCGAGCUCUGAAAAUUUCUCCUCCGCAUCGUCGAGCUCGAGGGUGAUAAAUUUCGAGAUUCGUAAAGCCCGCCGAACCAGUAAGCGCCCUCUCGUACGAUAAAGGCGGAAUUGUUCUUCGUUCCUUCGCACCUUCGAUUCAAACGUCCGUGACCGCGAAACUCUUGUGAACGAGGAUUUUACGUUAUUUACCACAAUAAAACAACGCGGCAUAUCGGACGAACCGAAAAAGUUUCACGGCUCAGGUAUAUCGACGUAUACCUGAAGAGGACAAAUUUCAAAAGGUCUCCCGAAGCUUAGAGCACAGAGAGAGGGUCUCGACCGAAAUUUGAGGGGAAGGGACUACGAGAGAGGAAAAUAUAUUGAAAGGAAGAGAGGCCAAGACGACUAUUAACCAACCACUCUCGUUACUGUCGCCGAACGAAGAAGAGUUGUCCGUCGAGUUUGUUAUCCGUAAAAAGCGUGCUAAUUAUCUUGGGCAUUUCUAGCAUAGGACACUUCUGUUUUUUCAUUAUAACUCUCUUCGAUCUUAUUUCGUCAUUUAAAGUUUAUCUAUACAACAAACAUUUAAUCGUCGGAUACGUUCGAAGCUUACGCGGGUAAGAUAUUUCGCGAAUUUGGCUCGUGGACCCACCUUCCCAUCGUUACAAACCCCCUACCAACCCUCAUCCACCAUCGUGUUUAUACGCUCCUCGCCAUUUCAACGCUUUUUCUCUCCAAAUAUCUCUUCGUCCUUCUCUCCUUGUCCGUCUCUCUCUCUCUCUCUCUCUCUCUCCCCGUCACACGAGCACCGGGAGAGCAAUACUUCGGAAGAAAUUAUAAUCCAGUGUGUGCCAGUGUUUAACUCUACCUCAAUCAUUUAGCGGAAGCUAACGUGAAAUUAAGCUCCUUUAAGAACAAAAGUACCGAAGGAUUAUAUUUAGAAGAGAGAUAUUCUAUAUAUAUAUACACUCAUAUAUAUAUAUGAUACACACUCAACAAAUAUAUAUUAUAUAAACAUACGAGGAGACACACUUAUAUAUAAAUAUAUAUAAAUAAUAUUUAUUUAAUAUAAAUAUAAUAUUAAGAAGUGUGUGAAAACGUGCCGUCACUAUUCCGUGUACAUAAAAAGCAAAGCGCCAGUUUAGUUUUUCUCCCACUCGCAACCGCCCGUUAAUAAAAGUUCGUAAGUGAGUUUAGUGCGAUUUAAAAACGAGGAAGAAAUAACAAAUCAGAAUAAUGUCUCUGGAUAAAUUCAGCGAGGGUGGCAUGCUGCAAAAGGAGAUGGAACGUCUGGAUAUCGACGAUAAGAACGGCGAUGGUCAGAGCAGUGGGUCCGGAGGAAAAAUCCUCGUGAGCAAUCUGCCACUUCACACGAGAAUCGAAGACGUCGAGCCCCUGUUCUCGGCCUACGGACAGGUGCAGAACGUCGAGAAGGUAUCAUCCCGUGAUCUCACCACCCAGACCGUCCUCAUCAGUUAUGAAUCGCAGGAUCAGGCACAGCAAGUUGUGAACCAACUUGAUGGAUACCAGUACGAAGGUACCCACUUGAAAGUUGAAAUGUCGAGCGCGGAAAGUCGACGAAGGGCACGAAGCCAAAGGGCCGGAGGGGUCGCUUUCUCGGGUUUGCCUGGGUCGGGUCGUCAAACAGACUUUCCACUCCGUAUACUCGUUCAGUCGGAUAUGGUUGGUGCGAUAAUCGGACGCCAGGGCUCAACGAUACGUCAGAUAACGCAAAUGACACGAGCAAGAGUGGAUGUCCAUCGCAAGGAUAACGUCGGCUCGGUCGAGAAAGCCAUUACGAUCUAUGGAAAUCCGGAUAACUGCACCAACGCAUGUAAGAAAAUAUUGGAGGUUAUGCAGCAGGAAGCAAAUAAUACAAACAAAGGUGAAAUAACAUUGAAGAUCCUCGCUCACAACAAUCUCAUCGGUCGUAUAAUCGGCAAGGGUGGUAACACCAUCAAAAGAAUCAUGCAAGACACUGAUACGAAAAUCACUGUGAGCAGCAUCAACGACAUAAAUAGCUUCAAUCUUGAGCGCAUUAUUACGGUCAAGGGUACGAUCGACAACAUGAGCAAAGCAGAGUCAAUGAUCUCUAGUAAAUUGCGUCAAAGCUAUGAAAACGAUCUGCAGGCCAUGGCGCCUCAAAGCUUGAUGUUCCCUGGACUUCAUCCAAUGGCGAUGAUGUCAACCGCUGGAAUGGGUUACAGCUCGCGUGGCCCAGGCCUUUACGGCUCCGGUCCAGCGCCGUACGCAUUUCAGGGAAAUUUACCGGCGCAACAACACGCGACAGUUCCCGCUGACACUCAAGAGACAACGUUUUUGUACAUUCCUAAUAACAGCGUUGGCGCUAUUAUCGGGACCAAAGGAUCUCACAUAAGAAAUAUUAUAAGAUUCUCAGGCGCUAGCGUCAAGAUAGCCCCGCUCGAACAGGACAAACCGGCUGAUCAGCCAACCGAAAGAAAAGUCACCAUCGUCGGUUCUCCAGAGUCGCAAUGGAAGGCUCAGUAUCUGAUUUUCGAGAAAAUGCGCGAAGAGGGUUUCGUCGCUGGUACCGAAGACGUGCGAUUGACGAUCGAGAUUUUGGUGCCAAGUGCCCAAGUCGGCCGCAUUAUCGGUAAAGGAGGUCAAAAUGUGCGGGAGCUUCAACGUGUUACCGGAAGUGUAAUCAAACUUUCGGAACAACAAGCAACCCCACCGCCUGCUGACGAGGAAACAACCGUUCAUAUCAUCGGGCCUUUCUUCUCCGUUCAGUCAGCACAGCGUAGAAUUCGUGCAACGGUGAUGCAAUCGGGUGCUCCGGGUAGCGGAACUACGGGUGGUCCUGGUUCUCGCGCUGGACGCGGUAGUAGCCAGGAGGGUGGUUCACGUUCGCGAAGAGACGACAGCGCAACUUCCCAACAAGGUAGCACCCAAUCUCAAAUCCAGAGUUCGCAGCAGCAGUCGAGCUCAUCGCCAUCGAGCCAGCAGCAACAAACGAGCCAGCAGUCGCCGCAACAACAGUCGCCGCAACAGGCGAGCCAACCGCAGCAGCAACAACAGCUACAGCAGCAGAAUCAGUAACGUUGAUUAAAAGCAAACAAACAAAAAGUACCCGACGCCAUCGACCAAACCGCGGCUCACGAAUGGAUCCGUUUUAAUCGGCCGGUGUGGUAUCUCGUGGAUGCGACUUUUUCUUAUUUUCGAGGAGGCUAGAGGGCUAGAAGGGAAUGAAGAAACAAAAGUAAAAAAAAAAAGUGAAAAACAAUUGAAAAAAAAGCAAAAAAAAAACAAUGGGGCAACGAGAAAACGGUUACGAAGAAGCACGAGCUCAUAGGUACGAAGAAGGAUCUUAGUCUUCGACGACGUAGUUUACGAAGCCCUCAAAUAUUCUCGGAAUAUUUGUAGCACACCUCGCAUUUCACGAUACGAGAACAGCCAAAUGGACAACGUGACGCGCGAGAUUUCGCUCAUCUUUCGGAACUAUUAUUCAAAGUAUUUCUUAUUAUUGUCGCGAGCUCGCGUAAUCACGAUCGUUUCAUUCUUUAUUUUUUCGAUUUUGAAAGAAGACAAAAGAGAAAAAAUAAGAAGAAAAUGGUUAUAAUUAUAUAAUGUAUCGGGCGGACUCUGGAAGUCACGCGAGACAAAUAACGAAAUUGGCAUUCGAUUAUCGUGAAGAGGGUGCCGACGUGCUCGUUCUUCAUCGCCAUCGCGAACAGUCCCAAAUACAAUGAUGAGAUUCGAGCUCCGAUUAUCGAUCGCGAAGUAACAAUCGUUUUAGUUUUCUCUCGCACUUUGAGUUUCAGCGUUGAACGUAUGAACUCACGAAAACUUAUGUGCCUGAGAAAAAGAACGUCGAUGUUUCUGGAAUCAUUGGAAAAAGCUCCACCUGCGAAACAACAUCUGAUUUAAAAAAAAAAAACAACAACAACAAUAAAACACCUGGCCGAAGCAUAAACGUGAAACAAUGAGAAAGAGAGGAAAAGAGAGAGCAAAGGAGAAAGAAGAAUGGAAAAAGAGAUAAAAAUAACGAGAUAACAGCAGCAACAACAGGAGCAACAACUAACGACGGAACACACACACAACCUUAUUACCUCAUUCAUUACGAUUAAAGAUUUAAAAUAUGAUAAAGUAAAGUGAAAUGAGAAUGGAAUGAUAAAACAAAAACCAACUAAUCUAAAAAGUCUACCUAAUAUUAAAGUUAUUAAUGGAUAUACAGAGAAGUUGAGUAACGAAUACACAUUACGUUAUCACCUGUUACUACUACUGCUACUAUACUAUUAUUAUUACUACCAAUACUACGACUAAUACUAUUAUUAUUAUUAUUAUGAUUAAUACUUAAAAUACCAACCAAUUCUUCUACCAUUAUCGAGAACGAAUAUCGUUUAUUCUUCUCUUUCUGUAUCCUUCCCCCCCCCCCCCCUCCUCCCCCCAUACGAAAGUAGCUUUUUCUUUCUCUUAUAUGAAAAAAAAAAAACAAAAAAAAAACAAAAAGAAUAUACGAAUGAUAACAACAUUUGCGCCAGACGCGAAUACUUUUUUCUCUUGUAAUGAGAGAACAGAAGAACACAGAACACUCUCUCACACACACGCGCACGCGCACACACACACACACACACACACACACACACACACACGCACACACACACACACGCACGCGCGCGCGACACACACACACACACACACAGAACAAACGUUAACGUUCUAAACGAGAGUGUAGGAGUGACGUAGUCGAGCUUCACGAAACGGUUCUAUUACCCAUGCGCCGUUUAUAAUACCAAAGAAACGAUUACGAUUUUGUUUUGUCGUAUUAAAAAGUGAAGUGAAAAACAAAAAAGAAAAAAAACGACGACUUCGCCUCGUUGUUUCUCAUUUUGGUCGCGAAAGUUAAUGCGGCCCGCGAAACGUCGCUGCCGAACGGUCAAAAUCGCAGCCGCGAUUCGGGAAGAGUGACGGGACGAAGAGCGAGAGAAAAAUACACGAACAUUUCACGAGAUUGAAUAUAAGAGAGGAAAAAACAACGCGAUUAAAUGCUGUUGGUGCUACGCGAAAUAAACAGAACGUGGGGAGGUUGAAGCGUAGUAAAAAAAAAAAACACAAAAAAUAUUCAAAAAGUACAUGAAUUAAGAAGUAAAAGGGAAAGUGUGGGAGAUGAAAAAAAGACGGUCGAUAUACCAGCCACGCAACUUUUUUCAGGGAUUAUUACUUUAACCACGAAUGUAAUGGUGUGUGUGUGCGUGUGUGAAUGCACGCGCGCGCCCGCGCGCGUGAUCGUUGUUGUGUGCGCAGGUGUACAUGUGCGUAAGCGCGUGUGUGUGUGUGUGUGUUUGUAUGCGCGUGUGUGUGGUUGACUGAUAACUAUUAAAUGAUAAGUAAUUUCAUAGAUUUCGUUGAUUUAAGCACGGAGCGGAAUGAAAAUAAGUAAAGUAACGCGAGAGCAAAAGAGACAAGCGAAACGAAAGGUCAGGCCUUCGAGUGUUGCGGCUACGUCAACGGGUGAAAUUCGACAUUGGCCCUUGAGUGACGAAUUAACACGUGAAAAUGUGUAUGUGAAAAACAAUGAAGAUCAGAGAAAGAAAUUGACGAGUAUCGUGAUAAGAGCACACGAUCGAACGCUCGUACUUUACGUUCGUUCGUCGAAACGUUGAUUUUUGGAUGUAACCAAAAAAAACCAAAUAUCGAACUGGCAAAAGGACGAAAAGCAAAAAAAAGAAAAUAAAGAAAGGGGGAAAUGGAAAAAACGUUUUUUCGACGAGAGCUCCCGAUAUCACGGGCAGGCUAAGGCUCUCGGCGAUUCCGACGAGAACAUACUCUCUCGUCGAUACGUUAUUUCGCAUGCUCACCAUGUUCCAGUCGAACCAGUUUAAACGAGGAAAGAAAAAUUUUCUUUUUUCUCUUUAUACUCACCCCUUCGAGCUUCACGUACUUUAUCAUUUGGUAAUUUACGCGUAUCAUGGAAUACAUGCGACGAAACAUUGCAUUCAGUACAAAUAUAACCACGUGAAACUAAGAAUUUAGUGUGGAGAGUAGAAAAGUGCGAAAAAAACAAAGCUACAAAAAAAAAGAACGAGGGGAAUAUAUAAACUUGCGUACAAACGACCGAAUUGGAAAAUGUGUGUCAUGUGCGUAAAGAUUCCACGUUAUCAUCGCCGAUGGCGAGUUGGAAACGAUUGAUGAAGAACGAGGAACAAAAAGCAGGGGUAAGAAUUUUAAAAAAUGUAUUAAAAGAGAGAGAAAGAGAAAAGAAUCAAAUACGAAGACGGCAAAUCUUUUUGGAGAAGAAGCUAAGCUGCUUACGAACAAAACGGAGUAAAGAUACAUGAAGAGUGGGAUUGAAAAAAAAAGAAGUAAAAAAAGAAAAAAAAACAAAUAAGAGUAUAAGUUUAUUUUUGAUACAUUGUUGGGGAGAUCUAAGUAAAUCUUUCUUUUUUUUCAUUUUUUUGUUACAUGUUUUAAUAACUUAAUGAAUUUUAAUGAUAUUAAGGAGUGUCGAGAGGUCGAGAGAGGUGCGAUUAAUGAGAGGUGAAAUUUUUAAUAUAAAUAAGGAUACGGAUAAAACGGAAAGAAAAACGUGAUCGGAGGGAAAGAAGAGAGAGAGAGAGAGAGAGAGAAAGAGACGGAGAGCGAUAAAAACGUGAGAAAAAUGCGAUGGUUGGUUAUUUCACGAGAAAGAUGUUUGAGGUGAGAUAUGAUAAAUAAAAAUAAAAAAAGUGACAAGAACAAAAAAAGGGAAAUUCGAAAGAAAGAAAGGAGUAAGUUAAACGCGUAGUUUUUUGCACUGCGACGUCAGGAACAAAGGAGAUUUAUAGUCGGAUUAAAAUUGUAUAAUAUAUUUAAUAUAUUUCGAGAUACGGCGGUGGUGCAAAGUGACGUUUUGGAAAGAGACGUAACGUUGGUAAAAAAUAAGUUAAAAAUAUAAUUUACCGACGCAAGGAAUUCGACGACAGCGUAAAUUUGGGCUCGGAGUUUUAUGCGACGCAAAUUUACGGUGUCGAAGUUUUCCUCGUGUCGUAUUAAGAACUUGGUCCCUCUCCUCUACUUCAUUUCAACCACUUCCGAAUUAUUUAUCAAGCGUAAAUUAUUAAAUGAAAGAAAAAACAAAUAAUAUGGAGAAUAACGAAAGUGCCAAGGUUUACACACACACACACACGCACACACACACAAUUCCACAGAGACAGAAUUCAAAGCUAAUAAUCGAACAUAAAUAAAAUAAAUAAAUGAAACGCCAAUGAUUGCGUAAGUUUUGUCAACAUUCAUGCAAACAUUUUUCAAUAUUAGAAGUACCGAGGAAAAAAAAAAUUCAACGAUUGAAGAAAAAAAUAAUAGAAUGCACCACCAGAUUGAAAAACUGAAUUUACGCUCUUUAGAGACAUUUUACUCUCCUUUUUCCAGCAAAAAAAAAUAAACGUCAAAAUACUUUCGUUCUUUCGAUAACCAUACUUAAAUUUCGGCCACAGAUGACCGACUAAAAAGUAAAAAAAAAUGUUUAAUAAUUAAAAAAAAAAAAAAAGAAAAAAAAAGAAAAGAAACCAUAAACAUCGCUCUUUCACAUUCAUUAGUCGCAUGGAAGAAAAAUUUAAAUGAUUAAAAUUUUCUCCGCCCACUCACGAUUCAACGAGCCUUUUUACCAUUGAAUAAUGUUUCAAUCAUUGUGAAAACUCGAACCGAAAAAAAUGAAACUAUAAAUAACAUUGAUAGAGCGAAAAAGAUACAAACGUAAAGGAUUUUUCGGUUCUGAAAAUUCAUCAAAGAUGGAAAAAACAAAAAUAACAACUCCGUAUGAACAAAGCGUUAAAUCGAUCGCAAUCUCACACUUUCUAAUGAAUAAAAUCGCUUUUCUUUUUUUUGUAUAACAUACGUACCCUUCGACUUUUUGCUUGCUCAGACUUUUCAAGCUUAGCAGACAAAAGUAUAAUCACAAGACGAGGAAGGAAAAAUGUAACGAUUGUAACUAUAAUGAAAGACACAAAAAUACGAAGACAUGGACCAAAUACAAGCAGCCAUCGUCAAACAAACCAGAAGAUACGAAGAAACAUAAAAAGAGAUAUAUGGAAAGAGACGCGUUGAAAAUAUAAAACAGAGAACAGAUAAAAUACAUAAGAAGGUGAAGAAGAAAGAUGGAUAGCCCGACUGGAAUCAAGAUUUUAUUUUCCGCGUUAUCUUUUUUGGCCAUUUCCACACCUGGUGAAUAGCAUUUCGGCUCAUAAGCGCGAACGAAAGCUAUAGAGAGAGGUAGUGACUGCUGGAGUGGCCUUGGCGAGAGGGGGACGUAGAAAUGAAAAUUAACGCGUGUAGCUUUACGCGAUAAAACCCUCGACCCUCGCACCCAUGGAGAAGAAUGUACAAAUCAAACUCAAUACGAGAGAGACAGUUAAGAGUGUGAGAGAGAGAGAAAGAGAGCGAGAGAGAGAGAGAGAGAAAGGAAGUAAGAGAUGAUGAUAUGGAGUAAGAGAGAAACAAAAAAAUGCAGAGAAAUUAUUAAUAUAAUAAUGAUAACUUAAAGAUUUUAAAGUUAUUAAAUUAUUAAACUCGUGGGAGUGUAGUAAAUGAGAUUGGUAGGAAAGAAUGAAAAAAAAAUGGAAACUUUGAGUAGUAACGGUAAGGAUACCACAGACAAAUGUACAAAAAAAUCGAGUAAUCCCUAAAUCUUAAAUGUUAGUAUCUUAAAAGUAUUUAAUUCACGCGCGAGAUGUUUUUUUUUCUUGCGCGCUCGGUCAUGAAGGGAGGACAUGUUUUUUUUUUUUUUUCUUUUAUCUUUUUUUAUUUUUUCUUCAAAAUAAUGAAAAGCCGUAGGAGUUGGAAGAAAAAAAAGAUUCGUUCGAAGGCGAAACAAAAACCGAUGUACCAAACCGUGCUUAAAAGUGCUCGAAAAAUCAGCCUGAUCGAAGAAAUUCAUGGUGGAAUUUCGAUACAUAAAAAAUAUCGAAACCAACGACGAAACAGAAAUUUAUUCGUUCAAGCACGUCGUAUCCGAUGACAGGACUCAACAGUAAAGCGUCUAACGCGUAACCGCUACGCGAUUCGCAUAAUAAAACAUAAAACGUUGAAAAAGCAUGCAUUGAACUUUGACAACCGCGAUCAUCCAUGGUAUAUGAUUUAUGAUGAAGGAUCAAACGCAUUAAUGAUUCAUGCACAUAUUACACUCAUGUUAAUCGGGAUAGUAACGAAAGCGAAUUCGUUUCCGCGCGGAGUUCACGCACACAAAUAAUUACCAAUAUUUAUCUGUCGUUAAUUAUCCCGGCAGAGGAGAAACAAUCACAAGAGAAGACAGUGCGUAUGCGCCUACGCGUGUAUGCAAUAAUGCAUAUCAGAGCAUAAACGCACCGCUGAUCGCGGCCCUUCGGUACCACGAGAGGUUGCACGAAUAAUCGUCCUCCAUUGUGAUCGGCGAUCGGUGUCCUAAGCCAACACUAUAAUUAUCCCGUUAAAACGAAAACUUGUUCGUUUGGGAUUUGCGAGAAAACCAGCACCGUUGACUCAAAACUAACUCUCAUUGUUCACACUGUGAGCUACAUGAGAAAAUAUGAAAUUGGUGAAUAAUCGUUAAACAAUGUUGGACGGACGAAGGACGAACAUUAUUUUCAAUUCCAUGACCGUUCGUUACGAUUAUUCCAUAAAUAUGUACGUUUGUAUAAACAUAACUAUAGACACACACUCAAACAGGCAAACACACGCACCAAUUGAAUGUUUAAAUAUCAACGCUCCAUAAGCAUUGCAUAGGAAACGCGAAGAUGAAAAAAGUAAUAAUUAUUGUGCUAGGGACACACAAUUUCCGUCUACCUCCGUUGUAUUAUCGACGGCCGUGGCCGUGGCCGUUGGAGAUAGUUAUUAAUGAGAUAUAGAGAAUAGUAAUUAAUAGUGAUAAUACGUGAAACUUGGGGCGACAUAACGAUGUGAUCGUCGUGCGUGUACGCGGAAGAUUUUUCUUUCUUUUCUUUUUUUCAAUUUUUUGUUUUUUUUUUUUGUCUUUUGAUAGCGACGACGAUUGUCGAUGAUUGUUGUUGUUAAAGGAUUCAGAGUAAAGUUCGAAGCACGUUGCAAUUUGCGGAUAAUGUACAAACAAAGAAAGAAACAAAACAAAAUUGAGAACUGGAGUAAGGAAAGAUAACGAUUUUGGGCUUUAGUAUUGGGACUUUCGGAAAAAAUAAUCACGCGACAAUAGAGGAAAUCACGUUUCAUACAAAGAGGGGUUACGGGAAAAAAAAACGAUUCAUUAUAAAUAUGCUGCCGAAUAAAGUUCUGUUCAAUGUUACGAAAGUAUAACGAUUGAUACAACAGUAUGGUACAAAAAUCGAAUUUUAAAGAUAGCCGCGUGAUAAUUCGAUGAAAUCGUGUACGCGUCGUAAGUUUCGUUAUUGCUCGUACAAUAGUAAAAGAAAAUUUAAAAAAAAAAACAAAAAAAAAUUAAUUAAAAAAGUGCGGAACCGCCGAAAUUCGACGAGAGAAUUGACAGAAAAAAAAAAUUUUUUUUAAAUACGUAAGAUGACAGAGAAUUAGAUCCGCGGUGUGGAAAAAAGAGAAACGAUAAACAAACAAAUAAAACGUGGGCCUUAUUGUAUACAGUUGGGCAUUGUUGUUAUGUGAACGGUUUCAAGUGAUAUAUCAAUAACAGAUAAUAUAUCAGAUAUGUGGAGUCAGACUAUUCGAUACGGCGACAAAUACGUUAGUUGAACGCAUUCUCUCUCACACGUGUAAUUCAUGAGAUUAGUGGGAUUAAAAAAAAAAAAAAAAAAAAAAAAAAAAAAAAAAAAAAAAAACAUGGAGAAUAUUGGAUUUGCUGUUAUUUACACUGAUAAGAAUGAAUCCGCACUGAUCGAAUCGAGAGCAGAAUGAUAAAGAGGCAAGAGAAAUACGCCAUGAGAAUUUUUCGAGAUCUAUAGUUUGAGGAACCAGUAGGAAAUAACGAGUGAUUCGAUGACCUCAAAAGAUCGCGUUGCCGGAAGUCUUAAUAUAUAUUAUCUAUUAUUAUCUUAUUGUUGCCAAUGAUGGGCAUUAUGAGAAAACCGCACGGGUAUGUAACUUAUUAUCUACGACGAAUGUCAUCUCAACUCCUUCGACUCCCCUACAACCCCGUCACACCCCCUUAUGUACAUAUUAACUCUACAUUUACCUCAUAAUUAAUUUAUGUUCGGAGUAUAGGUAUAUGUGUAUGUGUGUACAUUCGAAUAAUCGUUUGUUUGUGCACGUGCAUAUAUGGAUACGUAUACGAUUGUUAUGAGUUUCCUGAAUCCUGCCUUAACGGUAGCAGAAAACGGUUUGCUUAAUCCACUUCUGCUCGAAGGUAAAAACAUCAAAUGAAGAAACGAUGGAGAGCAUAGUGACGAUAAACACAAUCGAGAAAAUGAUUUUUUCGUGAUUAAUACUAAAUCCCAAAAUAAAGUGAUUUCGUUAUUCUGACCGGUUCACGAAUACUUCAAAAUCAUCGAGAUUUAUUAAUCCUACGCGCUCGCGUAAAUAUUCAAUUUAAGGAAAAACCUGCUGCCACGAGUACUGAACGAAAAAGAAUCUUUUUUCCCAUUUUCUUCACUGUUUGUGUAACGCUCCAUUUUUCACGCAGUCGAGCAACAACGGCGUGGAAGAAAAUUUCUCAAACGCUAAAUACUGAGGUCAAAAAUCUAAUGAUUAUUGUUCGCGUUACACUUGUUUUUCUAUUUUCUUUAUUCAGAUUUGCAAUAAUUGUAAUAUCGGGUGAGCACGAAUUUAUCGAAAAAAGACUUCUGCAUCGACGGGUCCUGGACGUGCAUUUUCCUUCGAUUUUUUCAAAAUCAGUUUGCUUUAUUAUAUUCACUAACAGUUACGGUCGUAUUUAAGAGCUUCAUUAUUUUUAAUCAUUCAUGAUAAAUCAUUAUGAAAAAUAUGAAUUUCGGUGGCCGGGGGGAAAUCGGGAGAGGAAAGCGCGAGAAGAAACUAAAACAGAGUGAAGAGAACGAAAAAAAACAUUCUUUCCAUAAUUCAGACACAACCGUGACCAUGAAAUCUUGAUCGCUCUCGGUAAAACUACAUUGAAAAAUGGAUCCAGCAAAGAAACAAGAGAAAUUCAAGAUUCAGUACUUGAAACGUUCUGUUUCGGACUCCCGGAAAAUAAUUCCACAUGCACGAAUAAUGGAUUACGAAUUAAAGAAGCAAAGAAAAAAAACGAUACAUAAGCUACCAAUAACGAUGGCUCAAUCGCGAUCUGUGUGAGUUACAAAAUGGAAAAAAAUAAUAAUAAUAAUUACGGAUAAAGCUUGAAACGCGAGCGGUUCGACCCAGCACAGCGCUUGGGCGGCCAUGGAUCAUUAAAUAUUAAACUGUAUAAUGUUGGUUGCAUGCAUACGAAAUAAAAAUAAUAAUAAAGAUAAAAACGUAAAAAAAAUAUAGUAAUGAUAAUAAUAAUUCUAAAAUAAUGAAAACAGGUGAAUCCCGGCAACAACGCCGAGGUCGACCCAAACUUAAUCGUCUAUCGAUACAUAAUAAUUGAUGCUUAUGAUUUUCUGUUCUUUUCUUGAUUUUUUUCUUCUUUUUUUUUUUUGUUUUAUAUAGAAGUUGCGCAUACGCGUCGGAGACAACCUCCGCGCUGGCAUUAGCCUCGUAAAUGCCACGUUUUUUUCCCCUUCAUUUUUAUAUUUUUGUUUCUUUUUUUUUUGCUUCGGGAUCAGGAUUCUGGUAAUUUUCGUCGGAUAAAAUUCAAAUGGUUUUUUUGGUCCGAUCAACUCGCGAUCGAUACAAGAUUGAAAAAAAAAGAAAAAUAAAAAAUUAAAUAGAAGCGACUCAUGAAGCAUCGUCCUCGAAAACGUGUGAUACAAUUCCGCACUCAAUCUUCGUUGCGUCCCGAUCUUAAACGAUAACGGACGAAUUAUUUGGAAAUGAACCGACGAUUUAUUAACCAGUUUCGCGACCCGCAUCUAAUAUAUUUCCACAAUAAUCAAUUCAUUUUUAUUUUUUGUCUAUGUUUUAAUUUACUUUAAUUGCUACUAUUUCUACUAUAACUCACUACUUUACGAGCUACUAGUACGAUUUUUUGUUGUGUCUUCGAUUAUUGAUGAUUUAACGACUUUAUCACAAAUUCAAUGAUGCAUUUAUCUUCCUACUAUACUUGGAUUUGAGCUCAUAUUUCGAAAGUAUCGGCGCAUCUGAUAUUUUAUCCCGACGGGAAAUAAGAUAUAAGUUUUCUCUUUUUUAUUUCAAGGAUUCAACGCGUGAUGAGAUUACCGAUCUGAAGGAUUUGAGCGAGAUUUCUUUUUAAAACAUUGAAAAAUCGUGAAUGCACGAAAUUUGUCAGCACGGGAAUACUUUUUGGUUAAUCUUACUUGAAGCAUCGUGCAUCUUUUUUUAGUUAUUAUUGUUUCGUAACUUCAUUUCUCAUUUUCUUCCUUUCCUUGUUUCUCUCUCUCCCCCUUCCUCUUUCUCUAUUUCUCUCUCUCUCCCUCUUUAAUUUUGACCUACACACAUGGCGCAUUGAAUUUUCGAAUACAAAACAUGCAACUACGGCAUUUUUUUAGCAAAUAAUGUUUAAAGAUACUACAUAUACGGAUAAUCAUUAAGUACACACUUCAUAGAAAUUAAACGAAAACAAAAAAAAAAAAACAAAAAAACAAAAAAACGAAAAACACAUAGGCAUUAAGAGAAGAAAGGUACAGCCGGCGACUCGCUCCAGAUUCAAAAUUGAAAUAAAUUUUCAAUCGAAAACUUAAAACCUCUGGACAUCUAUUUUCCUCAGAAAAUUCAUUGGCUAACUUUAAAAGCAUUUUUGAAUCGUUGUUCUGGAGAGGGAAUUCUCCGGCUGGAAAGAAAAAUAAGAAAUGAUGAAAAUUCGGGUUUAUUAAAUCUACGCGAAAGUGAGGAAUUGCCGUACGAGAUCUAGAAUGAAAAAUUAUCGCUCGGAUUCAAAAAAUGUGCACGUCGCGCGGAGAAGUGAAGAAAAAACUGCCGGAUCAAGAGAUAAAAAAAAAAAAAAAUAAAGUUGACAGACAACCAUAUGAUGCCGCAGAGAAUUCGAAUAUUUUACAUCUCAUUCGAUCUUACGUUUUUUUCUUCGAAAUUCACUCGAUACUUCAAGAAAUAGCAAAAAAAAAACUGUACAUUAUUAUAUCGACAUGUAUCACACCCCAUUUGCAUGAUAUAUUUUUUUUUUCUCUCAAGUGAAUGAAAGACGAUUAACAUUUACAAAUAUUUCUAUGGAUAUAUGAACGUCCAUGUGCAUAUACAAUUAAUGAUACAGCCUACAGUCUUUCUUCUCGAAAACCGACGAUAUAUAGUUAUAUUAUAGUUACAAACGUCGCGUAUGCGAUUAGAAGAAAACAAAAUCACAAGUGCAAUAGUUACCCAAUAGAAACGGAUUAAAAACGCGAUUACGGCCUCUGCUUCAUCAUCGGAUAUGAUAUUGAUCGGUGUCAGUGAUUGGUAGAGAAGAGAAGAGAAAAAUAAAAAUUGAAUAAGCAUGAGAAACAAAAUACGAAGUGAAAAUAUAAUGCCGAGAGAGUCUCGAAUGAUGAAGAAUCAAGGGCGGAUAUCUCGCGUCCACAAACUACCUCGCAAAUUUUUUCAGCCUGUAAAUGUUAUAAAUAAACGUACUUUCACAAUGUAUUUAUUAACUGGAAGGAAAAACUACGCGCAAGAUCAGAGAUUCAAUUCGAAGCUCACUUCCAUUACUUUUCAAUAAUGUUUUUCUUUACCGUUGAACAAAAAAAAUGAAUAAAUUUAAAAAAAAAAGAAUAUUUUUCAUGCGAAUCAUAACGAAUUAAUGAGUGAAGCGAAAACGUGCAUUGGCAUACAAAUUGUGGUAGCGGUGACGCAAUAGAGCCUCAAAACUGCCUAUAUACAUAAACAAUAAACGAAUACAUUUUAUAUCGAUACGCAAAGACAUAAGCCAUUGAAUUUUACGUAUUUAAACAAACCGAAAUUGCAGAGCACAAAAAACCAAUGGGAAACGGCUCGAUUAACUCACUUAUGAAUUUAUAUACAAUGUCACAUUCGUAAUACACAAUCCUACCCAAUAAUACUAUUGAUUUUAAAUAUAUUGGCUUUUUUCAGGUAUUUUUAUAACACAAAAAUAAUACAAAAAUAAUCAUUCGAUACACGAAUAUAUACAGUAUAUAAUAAUACAAGAAUAUGAAUAAACAGCACGGAAAUAAUACUUAAAAAACAUUGAAUAUUAAUCAAUUGUAAUAACCCUGAAUCAAUGUUGAAAAUAACUUCAUGUGGCGAUCAAUCAUCAAUCGGUUUCAAACGAAACGAAAAAUGUGAGCAAUUUAUUCAUACGAACGAAUCACCUUAAAUCAGUAUAAUCAUACAUAACAGUAACGAUUGUGAAAUAUAUUACGAUGUUCGUAAGGUCUUACGAGAACACUGCGUUUCUUCGUACUCUAACAACACGAUCUCUCCUCAUUCCCAAUUCAUGUGACACAUUUGUAUACUGUUCGUAUAUUUCUCAUCAGUCAAUCUGAUAUUUCGAUAUCUCAUCGCGAACUUCAUUACUUCGAAUAUUUUUGCGGAAAAGUAUGAAACAAGUAUCUAAAGAUUCAUCGAAUUUUGAGAUUGACUGAAACCUGAAAGAGAACGCAAAUAGAGUCAUGAAUGAGAGAAUAAUGAGAGCGAAUAAUCUGUUAUAUUUCGUCGUACGCCGGUCGCCUUAAGAAUGAUCAUUUGUGACGUUUUCAUCGAUAAAAGGAUCGAUGGAAAAAAAUUUGAACCCAAAAAUCUUAAUCCUUGCAUUUGAAUGAAUACUUGAUGAAAUUCCAUCACGCGCGUUUAAAUAUUCAGUGGUAAUGUGUCCAUUUUUUUUUCCGUCGAUCAUUUUGGCGUCCGGUGUUUAUCGACGAUUUUGUUAUACAUAAUGCCGAAAAGAAAAAUGGAAGAAAAAAAAAUCUGUUACUUUUUGUCCUUACAUAUUAGUGUUAAAUAGAAAAUGGAAUAGUAGAGUUGCCGUUGUGUUUUACAUUUAUUCUGAUGAUAUGUGAUGAAAGCGAGCACGACGAAGUGAGAAGGUUUGAAGAUUCACAAAUGAUAAACAGCUACUGAGAAUCGAUAAUGGAAAAUCAAGUCCCGGCGAUCCGUCGUUUAUUUCCGAUACGGUCGUGUGUCCUUUUUUUUAUUUUGUAACGAGUCCGGAUUCUUGCGAUCGAGGGUGUUCAAGGAAACUUCACUUUUUUGGCCAUUGUCAAGAGAUAUCGAUAUUUAAAAAAAAAAAUCUACGUCAUAACCGUGAGAGUUUUGCGUUUUCCUUUUUCAAACUUAUCGAUGUGUCCGAAUAUUAGAACAAACGUUCGAUCGCAAAAGCAUGAUCCGGGCCUUCGCGAGAAAGGGCAUUGUAAAACUUUAUGCAAGUUUUUACAUUUAUACAUAAAUACAUUUAUAUACAUAUAUUUAUAUAUUAAAAUACGUUGUCGCAUGCGAGACAAAAACGGAAAACAAUUCCUCACCGAAGCGAACAUUUCGUGAGCCCCGACAGUUUGAAAAAUACACAAAUUAUUAAAACUGUGUAAUCCUUUAAUAAAGUCUAUCGAAUGUAAAUGCGUUAAACUAUUAAGAGAAAAAAAAGCAAAAAAAAAAAUUAAGAAAAAUGUGCCGCCACCGUUAGCCAUUAUCAAAUAAGCAAAGAGAGUAACAACUUUUACCACUGUAAGUUUCGAAAAAAAAUGAAAAAAAAAAAAACGUUUUCCUUAAGAAUAAAAGAAUGAAAAAAAAAAAAUAUAUACAACUGUAUGUGUUUAGAUGCUAAAAACGAUCGAAACGAGACAAAACAAAAAGGGAACAUGUAAAACUACACCCACGUGCAGAUUGCAACAAUUUUAGUCUCCUGAAAUCAUAGAAAGGGUAUAUAUAUAUAUGUAUACAAAAAGUCACGCAUAUAUAUAUAUCCAGUUGAACGGAGGGUUUUUUGAGAAAUGAAAAAACGAAAAAUUAAAUAUUCAGAAGAUCGAGUCCUCCAUAAACUUUUGUCUUGUCGCGAUUGGCCGAAGUUGAAUAAUGAAAAGCGAAAAGAAAAAAUAAUAAUCAUUAUUACACCUAUCACUUUUGCUUGUUUUUCGUAUUUUGGCACUGCUUGCUGUAUUGAUUUCAUUAAAAAAAAAGAAAUUUUUUUUUUUAACUUUAUUUUAAAUCUCUUAUCAUCCGAAAAUGAAUACGAACAAAAAAGGACUUACCGAGGAUUGGCAGACACGCUGAAAAUGACAUAUUGACGCGAAUGGAGUUCUGAAAAAAUCAGUCAAUGGGAAUAUCGAGACUGAAUGAACAAUCGAUUGAUACUCAUCGUCUCAAACGCUCCAUUCAUUUUCCUCUAUCUGCCUUUCUCUCUCCGGACCCGAAGAUAUAACAAAACAAAAUUUCACAUACCCCAGCACGACGAUCGGUUCGAUUAUGUGAGUGGGAAAUUCAUGUACUCCAAUUCAGUAUACGAACUUUUCCCUCAUACUCGGAAUAUUGAAAUGAGAAAUAAUAAAUAAACCGUACCCAAACUGACAAAAUUCACGCGAUGACGAAGGGAAAAAAACCAGUUUAUAAUGAAUUUAUGUAUAACGUUCAAUUGAGGAUUGUAUGUAAUUGUAUAUAUAUGAGUACAAUGCAGUCCAUGAGUUAUUAAGAUACAUUCUCCUUUUUCUACCACGAAGAAAAAAUAAAUUAUUCUAGUUAAUAAAAAAACAAAGUGCGUCCUUUGA